Molecule: messenger RNA, 3611 nt
Organism: Megalops cyprinoides (Indo-Pacific tarpon)
Lineage: Eukaryota; Metazoa; Chordata; Actinopteri; Elopiformes; Megalopidae
Product: RING finger protein 145-like
Exons: 11
Coding region: 192-2369 (725 amino acids)
Cellular component (GO): endomembrane system; endoplasmic reticulum
Molecular function (GO): zinc ion binding; ubiquitin protein ligase activity
Source: RefSeq, a predicted model, not a curated record
UGGUUGAGGCGAAGUGAGAGACCGACGCUCCGUCUCUCGGUGGAAAUUCUAACAAAACUGGAACCGUUAACUUGGGAUUGCCCGAGUUACAAUGGUUCAUUUCCGACCGGGGAAACAUCGCGAAACCGAACCAAACGGAGUGAAGUGAGUUCUAACCAUUCUGUAGCGAGCGUGGUGAAGCCGGCGGCCCCAUGGCGCUGAAGGAGAAGCUGGAGGCGGUGCUGAACGUGGGGCUGCGGGUCCCCAGCAUCAUGCUGCUGGACGUGCUGUACCGCUGGGACGUCAGCUCCUUCUUCCAGAAGAUCCAGCGGAGCAGCCUCAGCAACAACCCCCUCUUCCAGUACAAGUACCUGGCCCUCUACCUGCACUACGUGGGCUACAUCCUCAGCUUGGUUCUCUUGACCCUGCCCCGACAGCACCUGGUGCAGCUCUACCUGUACGUCCUCACCGCUCUGCUCCUGUUCGCCGGGCACCAGGUCUCCAGGGACUAUGUUCGCAGUGAGCUGGAUUCUGGGUAUGAGGGGCCACUCUACCUGGAGCCACUGUCCAUGAACCGCUUCACCACGGCCCUAAUAGGCCAGCUGGUGGUGUGCACCCUCUGCUCCUGCGUCAUGCAGACCAAGCAGAUCUGGCUCUUCUCGGCUCACCUGCUCCCCCUGGUGGCCCGCCUGUGCCUGGUCCCCCUCGAAACCAUAGUCUUCAUCAACCGCUUCGCCAUGAUCUUCACCGGCCUGGAGGUCCUCUACUUCCUGGCGUCCAACCUGCUGGUGCCCUACAACCUGGCCAAGACCGCCUACCGCGAGCUGGUGCAGGUGGUGGAGGUGUAUGGGCUCCUGGCACUGGGGAUGUCCCUGUGGAACCAGUUAGUCCUGCCAGUGCUGUUCAUGUGCUUCUGGCUGGUGCUGUUCGCCCUGCAGAUCUAUACCUACUUCAGCACCCGGGACCAGCCCACGUCCCGCGAGAGGCUGCUCUUCCUCUUCCUCACCAGUAUUGCAGAAUGCUGCAGCACACCCUACUCCCUGCUGGGCCUGGUGUUCACCGUGUCCUUCGUGGCGCUGGGCGUUCUCACACUCUGCAAGUUCUACCUGCAGGGAUACCGGGCUUUCAUGAACGAUAACACCAUGCACCGGGGUAUGACGGAGGGCAUCACUCUGCUGAUCCUGGCAGUGCAGACGGGUCUGAUAGAGCUGCAGGUCAUCCACAGAGCCUUCCUCCUGAGCAUCAUCCUCUUCAUCGUGGUGGCAUCCAUCCUUCAGUCCAUGCUGGAGAUCGCUGACCCCAUCGUGCUGGCACUGGGGGCCUCCAGGGACAAGAGCUUGUGGAAGCACUUCCGGGCCGUCAGCCUCUGCCUCUUCCUGCUCAUCUUCCCAGCCUACAUGGCCUACAUGAUCUGCCAGUUCUUCCACAUGGACUUCUGGCUGCUGAUCAUCAUCUCCUCCAGCAUCCUCACCUCGCUGCAGGUGCUGGGCACCCUGCUGAUCUACGUGCUCUUCAUGGUGGAGGAGUUCCGCAAGGAGCCGGUGGAGAACAUGGACGACGUCAUCUACUACGUGAACGGCACGUACCGGCUGCUGGAGUUCCUGGUGGCGCUGUGCGUGGUGGCCUACGGCGUGUCGGAGACGCUCUUCGGCGAGUGGACGGUCAUGGGCUCCACCAUCAUCUUCAUCCACUCCUACUACAACGUGUGGCUGCGCGCCCAGCUGGGCUGGCAGAGCUUCCUGCUGCGCAGAGACGCCGUCAACAAGAUCAAGAGCAUGCCCACCGCCACCUGCCAGCAGCUGCAGCAGCACAACGACAUCUGCGCCAUCUGCUACCAGGACAUGAGAUCCGCUGUAAUCACCCCCUGCGGCCACUUCUUCCACGCCGGCUGCCUGAAGAAGUGGCUCUACGUGCAGGAGACCUGCCCCCUCUGCCACAGCCAGCUGAAGAGCCAAUCACAGCCCACCCCCACAGCCAUGCCCGCCCAGGAAGUGCCCCAGCCUCCGCCGCCACCAGCCAAUCAGAACCAAGCGGAGGCGGAGCCAGCAGACCCUGAAGGGAGCGUGGAUGGCUGCGAGGGGGCUGCUGGUGAGCCUGAGACUGAACCGUGCCCUGAGCUUCCUGAUCACCCUGAGGAAGAGGACACAGAUCCCUCAGGCCCGUGUGCUGAGCCCGGGCUGAACGAUGGCCAAUCGGGUGAGGGGAGCGAGGAAGGGCAGGGUCCUUCUCUGUUAGAGUGCCAGGGGGCUUCCCGGAACAGCCAGCCACUUCUUCCACCUCCCCCCGCGUGUCCUGGGGACUGCCCCGCACCCCCGCCCGCAGGAGAGGAGUGUGUCGCCAGCCUUUCGACUGAGGUCACGGGGCCGGCCCAGCAACAUGUUGGCCAAUAAAUAACACACCCUGGGAAAAAUGCACCGUGGAAAACACGGCAACCCUCCCGUCUCUUCCCUGCACUGCCUGUAAACCCCCCCAAGCCAUGACCAUUUCCCCUACAGCGCCCCAAGGUUCGAGUCAUUUCUGAAAUGAGCAGAGCUGCUUCCAGUUCCAAUCUAAUGUGAUCAGCUGUAUGAAUGGGAAGUACUGCUGCACGUCAGUGGACACUGAGUGGAAUUGUGGGAUAGGUUUGAUUGUAGUAUGGUGCUACCUGUUAAAGUGACACAUGAUAUGCUGUCACUCCCCAGAUACAAACUGAGGUUUACUAUUUACUGUAUUUGACAAUGAAUAAAGGAUUGUUUUUGUACUGCAUACCUUGGAGGACAAGUUACGACACUAAAGCAGCUCAGAUCCACACAGAUCCAUUUCGUUGGAAGUUUUGAAGGAAGUAAGAAUAUUGCGAUACAUGAAUUACAUGCAUUAGAAUUGGUUAUUAUUGAAUCAAAGGCAGAGAUGUAGAGGAGGAAUGUGAAUGGAAGCGGAUUUUUAAAAUAUCUAUUCCUGCCCCAACCCCCCUAAAAUGCCAGUCCCUUUACUUGCUCUUCCCCUGUCUUAAGUCUCCUGUCUGUCUUCAUCCUCUCCUUGCCACUUGACUCUUGUCUUUGCCCUACAGCGCCCUCUGCUGGCUACACCAGUCUUGACCCCUCAGCCUUGUUUUUGCUGUCUGCUCGAUAUUGGAAAAAUACUUGCUAUGACUGUUACAAUAAGGACAAAGUUAAGUGGGGAGAACACAGCAGCUUAAUGGAUGUGAUGAUGUCAUGUUUAACUCCAGAGAAAAGACACAGCACUUGAUGUAGAAGCUUUAAGCACGCUUAGGGUAGCACGCUGUCACUGUCUUGUUGUAGCUGUAGAAACUUUUAUUUUCUCUUUUUGCUUUUUUGAUAUGUAGCCUAUGUGUUAUGCCACUGCAUUUGCACUAAUGUAAUUCAUAGCAAUGCUCCAAAGUCGUCUUGUCAGGUACCAAAUAUUUUGGCGUGUAUGAGGAAAACAAACUAUAUAAAUGUUUGUAUAUAUACGUACAUAUAUAUGAAAAAGGAGUUUUGAUAUAUUGAACAGUGUUACUGCUACACCAGCCAAACGUGAAGUGGACUAAAGCUUGUGUGUGCACUUUGGUGCCCUCUAUAGGUAAAAGUGUGAAAAGCUUUAGACCAUGGAUUCAGAGCUGGUGUAGGCAAAUGAAUCCUAGUAUUGAAUUUACU